CGAGGUAACGAGAGAACAGUGACAGGAUAAAGAAAAGAGGCUUAAGUAAUAAAGCAAGGAGGAACGUGGCAGAGGAGAGACAAAUCUAGAGAGAUAUCUCCGGUACUCAGAUCCCCCAAAGACAUAGAGCAGAGAUGGGCUGUAAGUUGCUGAAGCCCAGAGGUUCAGAUGAAGCUCCAGGAAAGAUCUACUCCACACUUAGAAGAGCGCAGGUGGAGACUCAGUCAGAAGUGGCCUACACAUACCACUACCUGGACUUCCUGUUAGGAAAGGAAGAGGUGGCAGUGUCUUCAUUACUGUGUCUGUCAUCAGUGAGAGAGCUUUCUAUGCAGGUGUGUGAGUUGUAUCAGAAGGGAUUCGUUCUGGCUGCUGUCCAUCCUUUUCUUCACUCUAGUGGACCUGCUAGUGCUAACCUACAGAAGCAGUUACAUCGAGCUGUCCUCAUUAGAGAAACACGCAGUGGUUCCGACAGUGAUCUGCUGAAAUGGGUGGGACCUCAUCUUGCUACUGACGUGUGCUACCUAGGUCCCCAGGAACCUGAUCCAGAUGUUAUUCAGGGCUAUGUGAAAAAGGUGCAGGACUUGGCUGAUCAGGGUGAUCUGUUUGUGGGGUUUUUGCACCAGCCUGGUGGUGGUCCAUAUUUCCUUGGACACUAUGAACCAGAGGAGCUUUCCUCCAUUCAUUCCAGCCCUUGUUCUGUGCAUCAUAACAGCAGGCCUCCAACUCUCAGCCCAGCUAGUGAGAAGAGCCAACAUGUUAAAGACAGUGCAAAUGGAGAUCAUCAAAACCAGAAUGUUUCAAACCUUGAUCCAGAUUUACAAAACCAGAGCCAGCCUUACGAAGACUUAAUGAACCAAAGCAAAGAGAGCAGCCAGUGUUGGAAUCAUCAAAAUCCCUUCACGGUUAACCAUCAGUGUCCAGGUUAUCAAUACCUAAAUGAAGAACAUGAAUGUACCAAAGGGCAAUCCUAUGAGUCUACAUUAACCUCUUGCACAUCAGAGCCAUAUAAGACCCAGAGUGCCAGAAUCCUGUCUGUUCUUCCCAGCUGUGAUUUGGCAGAAAAACAGAAACCAGACCACAGAGAGCAGGUCAGAAGUCAAGACAAACCCAGCAAGCGUGUUGGAAACACACAGAUGUUGAAUCGCGUGCAGGUCUUCGCUCUGUACAACCACACGAUGGUUCUGUCAGGAUCACCAAAAUUCUUUUCUCUGAGGGUUCCACUGCAGGUGCACAGGGAGGCGGGGCUUGUUAGCUCAGUUGAUUCCCAUUGGCUGGAUCACAUGACCCAGCACUUCAGAAGUGGUGCACAACUCAUCGAUGGCUACUUUAACUUGGGAGAUGAUGCAGCAUCAUCUUCCAUUGUGGAGAGUGUUUUUAUCUUCCAAAGUGCCCCUGGAGAUGUCUCGGCAACAGCAGCGUAUGAUGCCAUUGUGGUUGAGCAAUGGACUGUGAUUGAUGGUGUUGCCGUGAGGACAGACUACAUUCCUCUGCUUCAGUCUCUGGCUCCAUAUGGCUGGAGACUAAUGUGUGUGCUGCCCACUCCUGUUGUCAAAACUAAUAGUGAUGGAAGCCUGGCCACAAAACAGAUCCUCUUCCUCCAGAGACCCAUUCUGCCUCGCAAGAAAAGAGACUUGACGAAAAUGUACCUCAGAGGUCAAAACAAAAGGAACUUAAAUAGUAAGAGAACACCAGAGAGGGAAAUAUCUUCACUAGCGACAAUCGAGAGAGAAAUGGAAAGGAUGGAGAGAGAAAGAACAAGUCUGGCGAGGCAACGUGUGAAAAUCAAAACGGAAAAUGGGCAGAAUUCACCAAGAGAGAGGAGAAAUCAACCAGGAAAGACACAGGACUUCCAUACGCAGAAGAUUACCAUCAAAAAUGCAAAAAGAGAUGGAAUAAAAAGUUCAAAUUCCAACAAUCAAGAAUUAAAGACUGGGAUUACGUGUGGAAAACUAGAGGAGGAUGUGAGACCUGUGGUUACCGAGAGAGCACUGUUCUCUGGAGUGUGCUGACAGCUUUAAUUUGUGUAUUUUAUCAUUACAAUAGGUUCAUGUUUAUUCAGGCAGAAUACACACUAUUCAGGCCCAUGCUUUGGUAUAUGCAUGUGCUGACAGAGUAAUUGUCCUGUUUAGAUUUUGAGGACGUAUUCAAGUCUCGGCGUUAUUGGGGUUUUUAAAGGGUUCUUCAAAGGUGAUGUGCAUACACAGUGAACUGUGAAUUGCUGUGGCAAGUGGCCAGAGAUGUGUGAUUUGGGAGAAUCUGUAAAAGGUUGUCAAGGAGCGCCGACUAUGCUGAAUGCUAACCAGUCUCUCUUACGAGACAACGUACCUGUGAUGUUAACCCAUUUUGUUACAUGAAAUAUUACCAAUUGUAAUGUAAUUCUCUAGCUAAUCAAAUCCAUAAACAAUAUCUACAAGAUUUUUCAUUUAUUGAAAGUAUGCACAGUAAUAACAGCAGGAAAUAACUUUGUAAAUUUGCAGUUAUAGUGGAAGUCUGUGAAACAGUUUAUGGUGUAAAUAAAAGUUCACACUAAUGGCCAUUUGAGUACAAUUAAAGGCACAUCAUUUACAGCUUGUGCUUUUUUUUCUGUGUAGUAUUUUCACUGUGACUUUACAAAGAUAUUUUGUAAACAGUGCCACCUUUUUUUCAGUUAUCUUGGUUCUGGAAGUAUUUUUUCCAUUCUUUUUUUCUAUAGGGAUUUUAUAGAAUUCUUCAUAAACUAUUGUAAGCUGUGAACCAAGCCAAAAAACAUUUCAAACUUUGAUUUGAAGCAAAAAAAAAAAAAAAGUAUUUGAAAAU
This is a messenger RNA of Myxocyprinus asiaticus (Chinese sucker), 2796 nucleotides long. RefSeq names its product raftlin-like. Bases 135 to 2009 code for a protein of 624 amino acids. Lineage: Eukaryota; Metazoa; Chordata; Actinopteri; Cypriniformes; Catostomidae. The transcript is spliced from 10 exons. The record is from RefSeq and is a predicted model, not a curated record.